CCUUAGUCGCUCUGCUCCGACUCGUCCACCACCGACCGACACACCCCGACUUUCUCCACGUUCAGUGCUGGCUCUCAGGCAGGAUCCUCGUCAAUAAAAAUCACAAACUCUUCAGUCUACUCCAGCUCCUGCCACCGCAAUAGUUGGCCUAUGGACAAAAAUCACACGACACAACACCCACUUCACCAGCCAGCCCACCGACGACGACAACCUACCACCGACGACUCAAACAUUCUUGUGUACCACCACUACCACAUACUUUUUCGGACCACACUCUCCUUCGGAAAAAGUAAAGUAAAAAAAACUCUGAACAAACCAACUCUGUGAAUUGUGCUCAGUUAAAAGUUAGAAGAAAAACUAGCGGAAAUUCAUAAAGUAAUAAAAAAAUCAACAAUUGCUAGUUUAUACUCGUGAUAUAAUCUCAUUGUUGUCGGUAUUUACCAAAAAAGAUUUUUACUCACAUUGGUGGUGAAAGUUUGCUAAUAAAUUGUUCCUAUUAACGGUGGCGGUUUUCUGGCGGAAUAGAAUUAUACAGAGAGACGUGUCAUCAAAAGCUGGUGAAAGUUUGAUGAAUUUACACAAAGAGAAAGCCCUCAUUUUCGUAAUCAGUUGUGGGAACUCCGUGCGUAGGGGUGACAGCGGGGAGAAGGGAACGAUUUCCUGGCAGAGAAUUCCCCCAGUGGGAGGAUCAACAAUGGAGACUUAGUACUUUCAAAUUGUGGAUCUUAUUACCACGACCUUUCCGGAAAAAUGGAGUUGUGACGUUUGUAAACAUUAGAAUUACUCAAAUUACCUAGACAAUUAAGAGUAUGACUUGUUAAAAGUGGGUGAAAGCAGUGAUACACAAGUACCUUAUUGAUACCUGGCCACACAAACCUCUCCUCUCAACCCGAUCAAGUCACCAACCAAUUUCCCCAAUUGACCCUCACCUUACCUCAUCUAAGAAAAAAACAAGUGCUCAUCUGAAAUCAACAUGGGAUCAGCUGGUGUCAAAGAGAAAAGGAAACGGGAUGAGUGCGAAACUUUCUACAUAAAUUCUUCAACUUCUUCUUCUAUCUUUCUCGGCAACAAUAAUACUUUCUCCUUCCAAAAAGAUGACGAUUUAGAGUACACUUGUAAUGAAAAUGGACAAGUAGAUUUGGACCUGGUCAAUACCAAAAAGUGUGACGAGUGCUGUAGUGUUGUUUGUGGAGAAGAACUAUGUGGAUGUUAUACAGCGGUUGGGCAGGAAGCCAUGGAAGUAGUAGUAGUGCCACACCCACCACCAACGUUCCAACCCCAAGUAAACGAACUAGUUCCCUUCUCUCUGGUCAAGGUAGUAGCACAGCCAUCGGUGGUGGAACCAAUAAAGCCGAGGAUGCUGAUGACGAGUGUGGCGAUGAAAGCAAUGGAUUUCUCUUAUGACAACAACUCCAACAAAAUUCAGAAAUCGGGGCGGAGUGCGACCUCCUCCAAAUGAACAACAACGUCGCCCCGACCCCCGGUUCACAACAGGGGACCAACGGGGUGCACAACCACCAAAGUCAUCACCCUGCAUACGCUACAAUCCUUCGCACAAACUCGCAACACUCCGCAAUAGGUGGUCAGGGCGGUGGAGGUGGUGCCGGUCACCACACCCUCGGCGUCGUCGGCGGCGGUGGUGGUGGUAGCGGCGGACCCUCUGCUCACUAUUUUAGGCCCAUUGCUCAUCCCCAUGGCAUUUAUACUGGGAGACCCCACGAUGACUUUGAUAUCACCUCAGACUCUGAUGCCAUCUCCUCACCCACCUCGUCCAUCAUCGGCCCCCCUCCCAUCCCCCCAGGGAUGGUGGGAGGUGGAGGAAGACCACCUUCACCGCCCCAUCACCUCCUCUCCUACCCAAAUGGGGGCCCUCAACCACCCUCAGGGGCUCCUAACCCUCCCGGUUUCCACACCAUUUACAGCCCCACCGCCCAAUCGGGAAGUGGUCCACUCCGAUUUGAUGAAUCCUCGUUCCUUGGGACCUCAGACGCCUGUUCAUCACCUGAGACCGGAAGUCUUCCGCGAUCGGCCAAGCUGACCAAACGCAAAAGACCUCCACGACCGCCUCCAAGAAGACUUAAGAGUGAAGACUAUACACUGCAAGAAGAGGAGAGAAGGGAUCACCACAUCGAGGAUGAUGAUGAUCCCCACCUCCGUCAUCUUAUAGCCAGUGGACGGUGUAUAGAAUACGGAUCAUGGCCUCCAGACUCUGGAGACUCUCCAUCUCCCGUCCCAGGUUAUGGUUAUCAACAACAACUGGCCAUGAUGACAAUGAACCGUUUGGACGAGAUGCAAGUACAAGAAGAAAAAUUGGACACUGCAAUGGCUCUCUCAGAAAUCCGAACACAACUACAAGAACUCACAAAAUCCGUCGAAUCUUGUCAGACUGAGGUGACUGGGAUGAAGGGGGAUAUGCAGUCCAUGCGACACGAGAUGACCCUUGUGCACCACGUAAAAGACGAGAUGGAGGAUUUGAGAGAUGUUGUAGAUCGGAUGGAAGAUCAGUGUCGCCAAAGAAAAAAUCAUUUGCUACAACAGGGUCUAACAUUCUUUCUGUGCUUCUCCAUAUUCGCCGCGGUGCUUGGGAUGUUGCAAUUUGGCUACAACACCGGAGUUAUCAACGCCCCAAAAAAGGAAAUUGAAAACUUUAUGAAAACGGCAUGGGAGGAGCGGAAUGGGGAGGCAAUGACUGAGAACAAAUUGGAAAACCUCUACUCUGUUUUUGUCUCCAUAUUUGCGAUCGGGGGGAUGUUGGGGGGAUUUUCCGGGGGGAUAUUUGCCAAUAGAUUUGGAAGGAAAGGAGGGUUAUUGCUCAACAAUUUAUUAGGAAUCGGUGGUGGAAUUUUGCUAGGCGUGACCAAAUCUACUAAUUUCUAUGAAUUGCUUAUUCUUGGCCGAUUUAUAAUUGGCGUUAACUGCGGCCUGAGUACAAGCCUGGUUCCCAUGUAUGUAAGUGAGAUAGCACCGCUCAACUUGCGUGGAGCGCUUGGGACUGUGAACCAAUUAGCUGUGACUGUAGGCCUACUAGUCUCCCAAGUUCUUGGGAUAGAACAACUCCUUGGUACUGAGGAACACUGGCCUCUUCUUUUGGGUCUGGCAGUUGUUCCACCAGGAUUGCAACUCCUCCUCCUACCAAUGUGCCCUGAGAGUCCGAGGUACCUUCUGCUCACCCUGUCUCGCGAAGACGAAGCUCGGAGUGCUUUGAAGCGCUUUCGAGCAACCACCAACGUGGAGGAAGACGUGGAAGAAAUGCGAGCAGAACAACGAGCCCAUUCGCAGGAAGAAAGAAUCUCAAUGUUGCAGCUUCUCCGCUCCAGGUCGCUGAGGAUGCCCCUGCUUAUCGCCGUGGUCAUGCAACUCUCUCAACAGCUCUCAGGAAUUAAUGCUGUUUUCUACUUUUCCUCAACCUUAUUCCAAUGGGCAGGCCUCGACCUUACAAGCGCAAAAUUUGCCACGAUCGGAAUUGGUGCCAUAAUGGUGGGAAUGACUUUGGUGUCAAUUAUGCUUAUGGAUCGAGCAGGACGAAGAACGCUUCAUUUGUACGGCCUGGGUGGAAUGUUCAUCUUUUCCAUCUUUAUCACAAUCUCCCUACUUAUCAAGCAAUUUUUCGCCAUGUUCCAAGACGUGUUGGACUGGGUGAGCUAUCUGGCCGUGAUAUUCACGCUCGCAUUCGUCGUCUUCUUUGCUGUGGGGCCGGGCUCCAUUCCCUGGAUGAUCACGGCCGAACUCUUCUCUCAAGGACCUCGCCCUGCAGCCAUGUCAAUUGCGGUCCUCAUGAACUGGUUCUGCAAUUGGUUGGUCGGAACGUUCUUCCUCAGAGUGAAGAUGUUGCUGGGCAAUUACGUGUUCCUUCCAUUUAGCGUACUCCUCGCAUUCUUCUGGGUUUUCACCUACAACAAGGUGCCAGAAACUAAGAACCGAACUUUUGAAGAGAUAGCAAACUUUUUCAAAAGGAAUGCCAACAGGGCUCCUACUGAAGAGGAUCGUAUUUAUGGAAUGCUAAAUUGCGUCAACACCACGGGUCAUCCUGGAGGAGGAGGGCCUGAAAGUUCAGCUUUAAUCGAGGAAAAGCUACAACCCCCUGCGGAAUCAUCAUCUGGCCGUUCUUCCCGAGGUGAUUUAAGGGAAAGGGUCGGAUCCAGCGACCAAAAUGGGGGUGGCGGACCAGGAAUGAGUGAGACAACCAUGAGCCCCCCUCCCUCAGGCGGGGGUCCGCCACCCCCAGUCCCCUUCGCCAUCCCGCCUUACCCACCCGCCCGGUUUCUUGACGACAACGCCGUCUGACAUCCGACCUUUGACUUAGCGUCAAUUCCACCCCCCUCCCCACCCCCGAACCAUAUCGAGGUUCCCGUGUCUGUGUACAACUACAACAAUGACUCGGCCUCCUCGUCCCUCCACCAUCUGCACCACACCCCAUCGCUCAAAUCAUCCCGCCCCACGCCCACCACGACGCCAAGUCAUACCCUCAGUCGGAGACACUCCUCACAUGCUGCUGCUGCUGCUGCCCUGCGCCAAAGUCAGACCAGUUUGACGAGUGGGGGGCUGCAACACCACCACCACCCCCACGCCCACCAGCAACAACAGCAACAUGUGCUCAACAACGCCACGGCGUCCACCAUCCACUCCACGCCGAGUCAAAGUCAACCCUCACUUUUGUAGCACGCUCUUCCAUUUUAGUGUCUAGACAUCGUCGUCCUAAAAAACGAUUGUUCUUCUUGUUAUUAUUAUUAAAUGAUAAACUCAUCAUCGUCGUCGUCUUCAUUCGUUAGUAAUAAAGUUAAAACAGUUGAAAAAAUUAGAAUACAUUUACACAUUCCAAUUCUACAAGAAAAUUGUACGUAACAAGUCUGCUGCUGGUCGAUAUGAAGACGAAAGAACAAAAAACAUUCAUUUUUACAGCACAUGUCACUGCCAUAACUAAUCACAAGUGAAUGAAUUUGGAUACUUCUACGUGUGUAUAUAUUCCUGGAGGAGAAACAUUUUACAAUUUUUGAUGAAGAUUUACCACAAAUAUUUAGUGAGAGAAAGAAAGAAAGCAGUGGUUUAAGGAGAUGGGAGUUUAAAUACCAGUUCUUCUUAUACUCGAUCCUCCUCCUCAAGUGUCUAGUGAUAUCUGUAUAAAAACACAACCAGUGAUUUUCUCAAGGUGGAAACAAUUCGAUAUAUAAACCAAUUAACGGAUCUUCUCAACUAAAAAAAGUAACUGCUCAUUGAAAUCUAGAUAACUAAAAAAAACUGGAUAUUCUUCAAUGACAGCUCAUCUCAAUCAACAAUGAAUUUUAUGAACCAACAAAAAAGCAAGCAAAAUUAAUAAAACAAUUCCGCUACAGCCAAUUAAGCCAAUAACAAAGCAAGCUUAUGUAUCUCUACUAUCUAUAAAUAAAUUAUUUACUAUCACACACACACACACGACACAGGGAGAGAAUUACAAUAGUCACAUUCUCACUCAAAAAAUUCAAUUUGCCUAAAUUUAACAGACUUCUUUAAUAACAAAUUAAAUCUUAAUACUCAAUAAAACAAAACAAAAGCGUGAUUAUUUCGUAUUUGUACCAUUGGAUAAAAAACCGUAUUCAUAUUGAUGUAGAUAAGUACGUAGAUAUUUGCAUAUUUACAUGGGUAUCUGCAAAUCGUAAUGUAGACCGAGUUAGCCAUUAGGAGAAAAGGCCAGUGAAAAGAAAAUGUAUGACUUAAAAAAAUGAAAAAUUGUCACACGCUGCAAAUUUGUAUUUAAACGACAGGUAAUUUAUGUAAUCGAUGGCAGAGUGUGUACCUUGAUUAUUUAUUGUAACCUUAAAUUUGACUUGUAUUAUACAUCGUGUUAAAGAAAUUGCGGAGAAAGGACACUAUAUGGUAUGAAAAAAUGUCUCACUUUAGCUGGUCGGUCGGUAGGUUAAUUAGUUAACACCUGUGUGUAUGUCCCUAACAAAUGUAUUUGGUAGAUAGGGAGAACAAGAUGAUAACGAUAUAACAAUGGUGUAAGAGAGGACAUUCAUGAAGAUGAUGACUCAAUUGAUGUCAAGGUGCUCAAAAUACAUAGACAUAGAACAAAUAGAUAUAUGCAUUUUUUAGAAAUACAUACAUGAAUGAAUCCAGUGAAAAUGCAAGUCAGGUUAUGGAUGCGUUGUUUAAUUUCCAUUAUUUUAGUAAAUGUUUAGUAAAUCUUGUAAUUGAAUUUUUAAAUUAAUUUAAAUUUGUCAUUUCGUAUAUUUUAUAUUUGUUAUAGCUUCCAAAAUUACUUACAUAUUUAAGUUUGUAUGCCUUCCAUUUCCAAUGAUUUACACGCAUACGAGUAUUAUGUAUUAUGCAAAUUAUGAUUUUUCUAAUUUAUAUUUAAUAGUUGAGGUUGAUUAUAAUUUUCAGUAUUUUGUUAAUAAAAAUAAUGAAAGAUUUUAAAGUUCAAAAGGAUAAAUGCUAAUAAAUAAGUCACACCCACUGAAAUGUUUUUAUACGAAUAAGCUAUAAAACUCACCACAUAACAAUGUAUGUAAAUUGUUUCAUAACAUUAGUAUAAGAAACUUCGGUGCACUUUAAGAAAACCAUGAACUCUAUAAGACUAUUAUCCCGAUAAAAUAAUCAACUUUGGUAUUAAAAUAUUAUGUAAACUUCAACUUGAAAUUACACAUCAUGCAAUAAACCAUGUUGAUUAAAGA
Messenger RNA from Folsomia candida, 6650 nucleotides. It is a transcript of the gene Glut1, whose product is annotated as glucose transporter type 1. The transcript has 33 exons. Lineage: Eukaryota; Metazoa; Arthropoda; Collembola; Entomobryomorpha; Isotomidae. Gene Ontology annotation, molecular function: hexose transmembrane transporter activity. Gene Ontology annotation, cellular component: membrane. Gene Ontology annotation, biological process: monosaccharide transmembrane transport. The record is from RefSeq and is a predicted model, not a curated record. Bases 1456 to 4284 code for a protein of 942 amino acids.